CUACAAAUGUCCUGUAUCUCUUUGACCCUCUCUUCUUUUGAUCUCUGAAUUCUCUUUCCUUUCCUUUUUUUCCUUCUAAUCUGUCUGAUAUCAAAUCUUUCCUUGUGCUUGAGAAUGGAAGAAACUGCUUGGAAAGCUGUUUUAGCAGUUGGAAAGUGCUUAAGUGCUCCGAUUGGGCGUCAGUUUAUGUACUUGUACAACUACAAAACCAACUUUCACAAUCUUGAAAAAGAAGCUGGAAAGCUGAAGGAUGCAAGAGAUGAGGUGAAGGCUAAGGUUGUUGCCGCUGAAAAUAAUGUGGAAAAGAUCAAACAGAAUGUUAAGGACUGGCAGGGGGAUGUGGAUUCCGCCAUCGAAGAAACGGACAAGCUGAUUCAAGAGAAAUCAAACAGCAGUUGUUUCAACUUGAUCACUCGCUACAAAAAUGGCAGGAAAGCAUGGAAAAAGCUGAACGCUGUAACUGAACUUCUUCAGGAAAAAGAAACAUUUGCUGAAGUUUCUCUUCCCACCUCUCAUGAAGUCAUUCGGCUCACUAACAAAGAUUAUGAGGAAUUUGAAUCAAGAAGGUCAAUUUUCAAUGAUGUGCUGAAGGCAUUAGACGAUCCUGAGGUGGGAAUUAUUGGGGUUUAUGGGAUGGGUGGAAUUGGUAAAACCACAUUGGUCAAAGAAGUUGGUCAUCAAGCAAAGAAAAAUCAGAUCAUGGAUGAGGUGGUUUUCGUAGAGGUAUCUGAUAAACCAGAUACUAAAAAGAUUCAAGAUGAACUUGCGCAGCAGUUAGGUUUGGAAUUUAAGAAGGAGGCUGAACGAGCGAGCAAGUUGUAUGCGAGACUGAAGAAUGACAAGAAAGUGCUUGUAAUUUUAGAUAAUAUAUGGGAACAAUUAGAUUUGGAGGCUCUCGGUAUUCCUUGCGGAGAUGACCGUGGAGGAUGUAAAUUAUUGCUGACAGCAAGAGAUCUUAAUGUAUUAUGGAGUAUGGAUUCUAAGAAUAAUUUCUCGAUGGGUGUCUUAAAGGAAGAAGAAGCUUGGAGCUUAUUCAAGAAGAUGGCAGGUGAUGUGGUUGAUCAAACAAAUAGGUUGAAUUCUCUGCCAAAUGAUGUAUGCAACGAAUGUUGGGGUUUGCCAAUUGUCAUUACUACCAUAGCAAAAGCAUUAAGAAACAAGAGACAUCAAUCUCAAUGGAAAGAAGCCUUGCGAGAACUAAAAAUGCCUUCUCCAAUGAAGUUUGCAAGCUUGCUAGAAAAGGAAUAUUCAAAGAUAGCAUUGAGUUACAAUUAUCUUAAAAGUGAUGAGCUCAAGAAAACUCUGCUAAUUUGCAGCCUAAUGGUAAAUAAUACUACCAUUUCAGACUUGUUUAAACUCAUUAUGGGUUUAGAUAUAUUGGAAGGAGUUAAUCUUACUAUGGAACAAGCGCGAAAUAAGCUGGAAAGUCUUAUCUGUGAACUCAAGGAAUCUUGUUUGUUGCUUGAUGAUUUAACCAAUGAAAAGUUUUCCAUGCAUGAUGUUGUUCGUUCAGUUGUCAUAACAAUUGCAUAUAAAGAUCAUUAUGUAUUUACAGAGCGAAAUGAUGUGCUGAGGGAAUGGUCAAAUAAAGAACAACUGAAAAAAUGCACUAAAAUCUCACUUGUUGAUUGUAAUAUGAUUAGUGAGAUUUGGUCUCAAGGUUUAGAUUAUCCAAAACUUGAAUUUUUCAAUAUGAGGAUGAAAAGUUCUUUUGAAAUCCCUGAAGAUUUUUUUGUGGGGAUGGGAAACCUCAAUGUUCUAAGUUUCUUUCACCUAGAUGUAUUGUCCUUGCCAACAUCUCUUGGUCUUCUCACAAAUCUUCAAACAUUAUGUUUGGAUUAUGGGACAUUUUCAGAUCUAAUAAUCAUUGGAGAGUUGAGCAAACUAAAGAUUCUUAGCUUGCGAUGUUGUGAGAUUAAGCAGUUGCCUAAAGAAAUAAGUAAAUUGACUCAAUUGAGAUUAUUAGAUUUAAGUUAUUGUCGAAAAUUAGAAGUUAUAGUACCAAAUGUUAUAUCAAGCUUAUCCCGAUUGGAAGAAUUGUAUAUGAGGAGAUGCCCUAUUUUGUGGAAGGUUGAAGUACUUAAGGAGUUGAAGUAUUUGUCUCAACUGACAACUUUAGAAAUAGAUAUUUCAGAUGAUCAAAUUUUACCAAAAGACUUCUUCUCCAAAAAGUUGGAAAGAUACAAUGUAUCAAUUGGAAAUAGGGCUAUUGAUUUUGGUGGGCCCGUCAUAAAUGGUGAUCAUGGGAAGCACAUGUUUUUUGAAAGCUAUUGGAUAAAUAAGUUUGUCGCUUUAAGAACACUGAAAGUGAAUCUUGAUUCUAUCAUCUGGCAAGAGGAAUUGCAAUGCUUCUCGAAUGUUGAAUUCUUAUGCUUAGAAAAAUUGCAAGGUGUCAAGAAUGAUCUCUCUGAAUUAGACAAUAAGGAAUUUGUUGAGAUGAAUUUGGAAAGACUGAUUGUGGAUGGCUGUCAAAAACAAAAAUUUGUAUUUCCAUCAUCAAUAAUCAAAAGCUUUAAGCAGCUUCAACACCUUGAGAUACGUCGUUGUAAGGAAUUAAAGGAGAUUGUUGUCAAAGAAGAAACAGAGGGUACUACUACAUUUAUCUUUCCAAGGUUAGCCUUUUUGAAACUUGAAAAAUUGCCAGAGCUUACAACUUUAUGCCAUGGAAAGCACAACUUAAAUUGGCCAAUGUUAACGAAGUUGGAGGUUAACCCCAAUUUGGAGAAAUUAACCCUAAGCAGAGCGGAUGACUUGAUAAAAUUGCUGCAUCAGUUUCCAGAAAACUUUUGUAGAUGUACAAUUGAGAUCAAACAGGAUAAAUCUGCCAAUAUUUCGGUUGGCAUCCUUCAGAGAUCGGUUAAGCUAGAAAAACUCGAACUCUAUAAAUGCUCAUAUGAGGAGAUAUUUACAUGUGGAAAGGAUGAGAAACAUACAAAGAUCUCGAUACUCAUAAAAGCUUUGAAGUUGAGUUAUCUUUCUGACGCAAAGUACCUUUGGGGAAAAGGCUCCAAACUAGACUCUGUGCUUCAAAAUCUUGAGGUUCUAGAAGUAUAUGGUUGUGAUAGAAUGAUAAAUGUUCUGCCAUCCUCAGCAUCUUUUGAGAAUCUAACAGUUCUGAACGUAUGUUGGUGUUAUGGAUUGAUCAACUUACUCACACCUUCAAUGGCAAAAAUAUUGGUCCAGUUGAGAGAAAUGAAAAUUGGAAGUUGCAGAAUGAUGACAGAAAUAGUAUCAAAUAAGACAGAAGAUGUAGCAGCAGAAGAUGAAAUUGUUUUUGGCAAACUGAAGUUGUUGUCACUUCACUACUUACGAAGUCUCAUAUGCUUCUACUCUGGGAAUUGUGCAUUGAAAUUCCCGUCUUUGGAAGAACUGACUGUAGAUGGUUGUCCUAUGAUGAAGACUUUCUCUGUAGGAAACUUAAACACACCAAGUUUACAGAAAGUUCAACAUAAUAGGUGGGAUGAAAACAUAUUGGACUGUGAGAGUGACCUAAAUGCAAUUAUACAACGACUGCGUGCAGAAGAGGCCAACUCCAAUUCAGAGGAAUUGACACUAAGUGGAAAAGACGUCACACUUCUAUGGCAAAACCAGCUUCCAGAGCAUCAGUUUUCCAAAGUGAAAAUUCUUGAGAUCAUUAAGGAUGAAUCAUCUAAUAUUCCAAUUGGAAUCCUUCAGAGAUUUAACAAUCUCAAAAAACUUGUACUAACAUCAAGUUCAUAUGAAGAGAUAUUCUCAUGUGAAAAAGACGAGAAAGAUGUAAACAUGCUCACACAAAUAAGGAAACUAGAGCUAUGGGGCCUUUUCAAUUUGGAGUACAUGUGGAAAGAAAAAUCUCAUCUGGACUCAAUUCGUCAAAAUCUUGAAAUGCUACAUGUAAAGUUUUGCCACAAUUUGAUUAGUAUAGUGCCGUCUUCAGUAACUUUUGAAAAUCUCAAAACUCUAGAAGUACAGUACUGCGAUGGAUUGAUAAACUUAGUAUCAUCUUCAACAGCCAAAAGUCUAGUGCGACUUGAAGAACUGACAUUGUCACAUUGUAAAAUGAUGGCAGAAGUGGUAUCAAGUGAGGGGGGUACAAAAGUUGAGGAAAUUGUUUUUGACAAAUUAAAAAUAUUCAGAGUUCUGGAAGGAUACAGAGCAAACUUCAAUGAAAUCUCUGGAAUAGAGCUCUUUUGUUUGUGCAAUUCUGGAAUCAUCCUUUCUGUCGCAAAGCUCUCUCCUGGCCACGCAGUUUAUCAUUUCUUGGCAAGCUAUCAAAAUGGGAAGUUUGUGCUUGCAUACUGCAAGUUUCCUUGCGUUGAUUUAUUGGAACUUGCAAAGGCAUUUCUUUGUUCUGCUCCAGAAUAUAUUGUGGAUCCUCUGCUUCCUUGGUUCCCUGUAGUGUCCUGUCUUUACAGAACCAACCUCUGCAAUUGCUUACCUGCUAUGCUUGUCAUGGGAUUACGUCUGCUCAGCUCAAAGUUCAUGCUUCCUGGUUUCCACUGCAAUAGUAUCCUGCCUUCCUUCUACUGCAGUCUGUUCCAGAUUUCAUUCUUCUCCGGUGCUCCAGUCUGCAUGACUGAAUUUAUUCUUCUACUGCCUUCCCUCUACUGCUUGCUGGGUUCUACUAUGGAGAUUUAUUUUUGCUGUGUUCCUCUUGUGCUGUUUUUUCUGGAGCUGAAAUCGGCACAACAAAGCUGUCUGUGCAGUUCUCGGAAGAAGCAAGCACUACCAGUGCAACAAUUAGAUAGAAGCAGGCCUUGCUCUGCAGAUUUUCAGUUAGAAGCAGUUCUUGCCCGGGCCAUUCCAGAAUUUUUCCAGGUGCAGAAGUCGGGCAAAAGCUGA
This is a messenger RNA of Mangifera indica (mango), 4821 nucleotides long. RefSeq names its product probable disease resistance protein At4g27220. Lineage: Eukaryota; Viridiplantae; Streptophyta; Magnoliopsida; Sapindales; Anacardiaceae. The transcript is spliced from 11 exons. Gene Ontology annotation, molecular function: ADP binding; protein binding. Bases 115 to 4821 code for a protein of 1568 amino acids. The record is from RefSeq and is a predicted model, not a curated record.